Ciona intestinalis (vase tunicate) is the source of this 1287-nucleotide messenger RNA. Lineage: Eukaryota; Metazoa; Chordata; Ascidiacea; Phlebobranchia; Cionidae. The record is from RefSeq and is a predicted model, not a curated record.
GUUUUGCAGAUACAAAACGCUAGGCUACUGUGGCUGACUUUGUCAAAAUGGAGCCUGAGUUAAAGGUUUUAGAGCUCUACAGUGGUAUUGGUGGCAUGCACUAUGCUUUGCUUGGGGCAAAUUUGAAGAACUGUGAAGUGGUAUGCUCUGUUGACAUAAGCCCAGCUGCAAGUCUGGUUUAUAAACAUAACUUUCCAGGAACUAAGCACUGGGAGAGAAGCAUUGAGGGAUUUAGUGCAAAAGAUUUUGAUAACAUGGGUUUUAAUACCUUGAUGAUGAGCCCUCCAUGUCAACCUUUUACAAGAGUGGGAUUACAGAAAGACAUAAACGAUCCUCGAACAAGAUCAUUCAUUUACCUAAUGAAGGUACUACCACAACUAAGUAAUCCACCAACGUAUAUUCUCAUGGAAAAUGUAAAAGGAUUCGAGAACUCAAAAGCUCAUGAUAUGUUUUUACAAGUUUUGGAGCAGCUGGAAUAUUCAACUGCUCAGUUUUUGCUUACUCCUAAGCAAUUUGGUGUGCCUAACUCAAGAUUAAGAUACUACCUGCUCGCUAAACGAAAACCCCUUCAGUUUCCAGAUGAAGUAAAUACGCCAAAUGAGGUGAUUGAAACAAUGCCACAAGCUUUGCAGAAAUGUUUAAAUAGCAACGCUGGGAAAGAACAAAACGAAAAACACACUAUUAAGACUUUGGAGAAUUAUCUUGAAGAAGCGGAGUCAACACUAAAAGAACAUGCCUUGACAGAAAAAACUCUAUUGCGUUACCUUCAAGUUAUGGACAUUGUCACCCCAAGGCAUCAAUCUUCUACUUGUUUUACAAAGUCCUAUGGGUACUAUGCAGAAGGAACUGGUUCUGUUUUAAACAUGGGUGGUGAAAUUAAAAUGUCUAAUCCUUUACACAAUAAUCUGCGUUACUUUACAGCUAGAGAGGUGGCAAACAUAAUGUGUUUUCCGAAAGAUAAAUUUCAUUUCCCAGAGAAUUUUACACGCAAGCAAAAGUACAAACUGUUGGGAAACAGUUUAAAUGUGUAUGUUGUAUCGUGCUUGUUAAAAUUGCUUAUAACAGACACCAAAAGAUAGUAUUAUACUGUAAAAUCAUUUGAUUGGUGUAAGUUUUUUCAAGAUCUGCUUUCUAGUGUUUUUCUAACUCCUACAAAAUAUUUUAAGCAUGCUAUAUUUGUAUUUAUUUAACUUGAAAACAUAGAUUGUGCAAUGUGUUUAAUCAUGACUGGUAUUUUGCCUACGUAAUUGUAGAAUUAGGGCUUUUUGUAAUAGAUUUCCAACACCU